ACCGUCUGGGCAGCGGCAGUUACCGGUGGUUUCCUGCUCAGCCUUACCUUUAUAUCCUCUUCCUUCGCUAAUGGAACAGCUUUUCUCACAGUUGUGCUGGGUGUCCUUGGUGGCACUGGGCAAGGAAUCAUCUUCAACUGCAGCGUCGUCGGUCUUGCCGGACUACUUUUCAUCGCGGCGAGGUCUCGCCCUAGGUGUCGUGAUGACAGGAGCUCCAGCGGCGUCUUUCAUAUUCCCCGCAAUAUUCGACUAUGUCCUCGAAGAGUACGGACUACGCGGCACACUACUUCUCACAGGAGCAUGCAUGCUUAAUAUUCCCGCGUUCGGAGUCCUGCUUCGUGAUCGUCUGAAAACUUCUGUGGAAGAGACGUGCCGGCAGUGGGACGCCAGCAGCAUACACAGAAAAAUCAAAGCUGCCGUCGAGCUCCAGAAUACAUCGCACACAAAAACAAAGUUCGGUGAACUGCCAUAUCCCAAAGCUUGAACAGCGGCUCGAAAGGCUACGUACGCGAUCAUUCAGGCCUCGUCGCCAUUCUCAGCAGUAGCCAAUCCUUCAGUGCAUUCCGACAGGAGACCAACGGAAACUAGCAGCAUAUUGACAAGCAGUCCCAACAACAAUUUUCU
Molecule: messenger RNA, 624 nt
Organism: Dermacentor silvarum
Lineage: Eukaryota; Metazoa; Arthropoda; Arachnida; Ixodida; Ixodidae
Product: monocarboxylate transporter 9
Exons: 2
Coding region: 71-484 (137 amino acids)
Molecular function (GO): monocarboxylic acid transmembrane transporter activity
Source: RefSeq, a predicted model, not a curated record